Toxotes jaculatrix (banded archerfish) is the source of this 2681-nucleotide messenger RNA. RefSeq names its product protein FAM102B-like. The record is from RefSeq and is a predicted model, not a curated record. NCBI's taxonomy places the organism in Eukaryota, Metazoa, Chordata, Actinopteri, Toxotidae. The coding region runs from base 120 to 1232 and encodes 370 amino acids. The transcript has 11 exons.
CGACCGACAACAGCUGAGCGAGCGGCAGUGAAAGCGCAGAGCACAGAAAGUGUACAGCUGUCUGUCAGCUCCCACACUUCAGCUGUGUCCCAGACCGUACCCAACGUGUAGCAAACAUCAUGUCGUUCAUUCUUAUGAAGAAGAAGAGAUUUAAAUUCAGAGUAGACUUCGACUUGGAGGAACUGUCAUCGGUUCCCUUCGUAAACGGAGUUUUAUUCUGUAAAGUUAGACUCUUAGAUGGAGGCUUUGCAGAAGAGUCGACUCGGGAGCCAGUCCAAGCCAACUGUGUAUAUUGGAAGAAGAGAUUCUCUUUCAUGUGUAAGAUGAGCGCCAAUGCUGGAACAGGUGUACUGGACCCCUGUGUGUGCCGAGUGUCUGUGCGCAAGGAGUUGAAGGGUGGAAAAACUUUUGCAAAGCUGGGCUUUGCUGACUUGAAUCUGUCAGAGUUUGCUGGGUCUGGCAGCACUACACGACGGUGUCUUCUAGAGGGUUAUGACACAAAGCACACCAGACAGGACAACUCAAUUCUCAAGGUUGUCAUUACCACACAACUCAUGUCUGGAGACCCCUGUUUUAAAACUCCUCCAUCUACAGCUAUGACUGUGGGUAUCCCACAGGCUGAAGCAGAGUGUCUCCUUGAGGACAGAAAAGGAGGGGACAUGUACAUAUCCCGUUUACUCAUUGAGACUCCAAGGAAAUCAGCAUCAGUCCCAGAGGAGCUGGUAUUGUAUGGUCACUCUAGAACAUCCAGCUAUGCAAGUCAGCAAUCAAAAAUCUCAGGUUAUAGCUCAAAUCACUCCAGUUUAACAGAUCUGAGCCAUCGGAGGAGCGCAUCAGGAGGUUCGGCUUCCACAGGCAUUGGCAGCAUCCUGGAACCCAGUGAUCAGCAGGUAGAGAGAGGAGAGAGGGAGAACAGAUCCACUCCACCAGUCUCUGCAACCUGUCAUCAUGCACCUGAACACCCCUCCACCCCCGUCAGGCUUCUAAGGCACCCUGUAAAGCAGAACUCAAUGGAGAAUCAGUUGAAAAGAGUCGAUGCCACCAGGGUGGAUGCUGAUGACAUAAUAGAGAAAAUCCUGCAGAGCCAGGAUUUCAGCCAUGGCUUCUUGGACUCCAGUGCAGAGGAGGAAGGGCUCAGCUUGUUUGUUGGUCCUGGUGGGAGCACAGCCUUGGGAAGCCAACACACGAGGGUCGCAGCUGGAGCCUUUGAGCAGGUGGUGAUCAAGCGCUAGGAUUUGGGAAGCAUGUGCCUGCCAUAAAGGGUGCCGUAUUACACUGAUGCGGGGGGACGCAAGUAUUAGUAGUGGUGGUGCCAUAAGAACUUGCUCCUGCCUCACUCCAGAAGAUUUAAUUUCUCUUAUGCAAUCCUCUGCAUCUGACCUACAGCUUCUGUUGACCAGGAGAGCCCUCUAGUGUUCAAGAAGUGGAGUUGAAGGCCACAUUAUUAGAACAUUAUGAUGACUGAAAUAACUGGUGUACUGACAUAUUUCCAUUGGUCUUGUGUUCAAUGAAAAUGUGAGAUAACAGAUUAGUACUGUGUUUCUUCUGUACACCCCUCUUUGUAAGGGAAUGGUUAAGUUUUUUCCCUGCUACUUAAAAAUGUACAUUAAGGUAUCAAACGUGUUUUUAUUUGACUGUAAUUUUUAUUUUGGUUCACCAUUAACUAUAUAAGAGUGGGUUGUGAGUGUGAGUUAUUGCAGCUGACAGGUUCAAAAGUGUUUCUCUUAAACUAGACUGGAGACAUAACGUUAUAAAUAAGAGGAGUAUGAGAGAUAGCUAUUAGUCUUCUCUCUCUGUGAUAAUUCAUAUGUCUAUAGUAAUAGAAAAAGAAUUGUGGAAUUUGUGGACAGUGGCCACAGCACCAUUAUGUGUCAGUAGCCCAGGUCCUUCACAGAUAAACACCUCUGUUCACCUGGUUGUGAGGGAGGAUGACUGCAUUUAAAUUACCAUGAAGUUUUUUAUGUUUGUUCCUUUGUAUUAUGUGUAUUGUGCGUGCAUGUGUUGUCUGUAGAGUCAAAAGAAAUGAAAUUAUUUUUCCACCGUGUUUGUAAAUGUGCCAGACUUAGUAAACUAUAUAUUAUAUAUGUCACUUAAGAUGUCAUAACUGCAGUAUGUAAGCUAUGGUCCAUGUAAUGAAAGUCAGCUGUGCAAGGCCCAUGAUGUUUUUAAGAUAUUGAAUGUUGAUGGUUUAUUUAAGGCCAAAUCUGUAAAUUAAAAAAAAAAACAUGUGCACUCUAGAUAUAGAUAACUCCAACCACCUUUUGUGCUUCACUAGUCCUGUUUCAAAAGGGGAAUUGAGGAUUGUUUUAGAUGGUGAUAAAAUGAAAGUGGAAAAAAGACUUUAAAAAACAAACAACUAUUAAAUUUUCUAUUCCAGUUAAUCGGGGCAUAAUUAAAUGUUAAAAAGAAAAUGGAAUUUCAAGCAUCAAUUUAAAAGCAGAAAGAGGAGUUCAAACUAGAAAGACGCACACUGAAAGAACAUUGACAAGUUCAACAAAAUUAUUUCCGGUUGAGACAAAACACAUUUCAAUGUAAACAUCUACCGAGUAUAUGGAUAGGAAAAGAAAAAAGAGCACGUUUUGAAUUAAUCCUUACAUAAAUGUAUUAUAUAUACACUUUAUAUUACAGAAACCUCAGGUAUAUUUAUUUGGGCAGUCAAAUAAAAUUUAUUUUGGUGUGUG